AUGGCCCUAUUCCAGUCGUUGACGACAUUCUUUCGCCGUCACAAGCGGAAGCUUUUAUUCGCUUCCGCCGCGUCCAUCUCGAUCUACUUCUUGGUCAACCAGUUUGUGAUCAAACGAUUUCUCAAGUUCCAGAACGCUUUGAAGCAGGAACUUUUCGUCAAAGAACAGAUUCGACGCCGGUUCAUCCAGACGCAAACAGACUGCUAUCUCACGAUCUUAGCACUUUUGCCUGUACUCACCAAACCCGUGUUUUCAUAUUUGCCAACGGAGACAAUCACCGCAGCACUUAAAAAGAAGAAGAAUCCCAACAGAGAAAUGAGUGACUCUCUCACCACCGAGAAUUUGAUUGCUUACACGGAAGAUCCAACCUCCUCACAAAAUUUGGAAAUGCUGCAGUUCCUCAACAAGUCCAAGGUUGAAUUGUGGCACGAUUUGAAGAUAAAGUCUAUUACUCGUAUGUUAGCCCUUAUUUACUCUACAAGUGGCCUCCUUUUGCUCACUCGCUUGCAACUAAAUAUCUUGGCCCGCAAGUCCUACCUUGAGCUGGCCAUAGCCAUGGCUGGCGGGAGUGUCGUUGCUAAAUCCGCUGACUCGUUCACUUACUUUGUGGAGCAGAGCUAUUUGUCUUUAAGUUGGUGGUUGCUUCAUCACGGUUGGCUUAGAAUGACUGAUACUUUAGAUGCUUUGGUCGAGAAAAAGUUCAAGGAUAUCAAUCCAAAAAUGGAACUCUCAGUCGAGACUUUUCGCCAAAUAUUACUUGAUAUCAAUACCGAGGCUUUGGCUCCUGGUAAUUCUGAGCUUUUCCUCCAUCUGAUUUUCCCGGUGGAAUACAACACUUUGAUAGACACCGUCAUGAACACUAACCCAGAGUUGGUAAAUGAGCUCGACAAUAAGGAUUCUGACCUUGUGAAACUCAUAAACGAAACCAACUUCAUCAUUUCCAAUGACUUUACGCGGGACGUAUACGCUGCUUUGAUUCAAAGCGGAGUUGACACUCUCUGCGAUAACAUUCUGCAUGUUCUCAACGCAAAUGGCGACACAACUCGUGUAAGCAAGCUUGCCACUUUCUUAGCUCAACUCUCAAUCCAAUCAACCGUUAUCUCGGAUCCCCAUGGAUAUGGGGAGGACGGCGAAGUGACUGGAAACUCUUUCAUGACCAACAUCAACGACGUCCCUGAACUUGACGAGUUUAGUGCCAGCAUAUAUUCAAACUUCGAAUAG
This is a messenger RNA of Australozyma saopauloensis, 1221 nucleotides long. RefSeq names its product Pex3p (gene PEX3). Gene Ontology annotation, molecular function: protein-macromolecule adaptor activity. Gene Ontology annotation, cellular component: peroxisomal membrane. Gene Ontology annotation, biological process: protein import into peroxisome membrane. The record is from RefSeq and is a predicted model, not a curated record. Bases 1 to 1221 code for a protein of 406 amino acids. NCBI's taxonomy places the organism in Eukaryota, Fungi, Ascomycota, Pichiomycetes, Serinales, Metschnikowiaceae. The transcript has a single exon.